Molecule: messenger RNA, 561 nt
Organism: Carya illinoinensis
Lineage: Eukaryota; Viridiplantae; Streptophyta; Magnoliopsida; Fagales; Juglandaceae
Exons: 2
Coding region: 1-561 (186 amino acids)
Source: RefSeq, a predicted model, not a curated record
AUGGAAAGAUUUACUGGGGACGAUAAUUCUUUGAGGAAAGCGAGUGAUCUGUACGAAACGAUGGAGGAUUUAGAGGAAAAGUGGAAGGAAUUGAGACUACUAGAGGAGGAGAAAAUGGCAAUUGAGAUUUAUGAUGAAGUGCAGAGGGAGUUGUCUGGUCGGGAAGACCUUGGUUGUUUUGAUAACCAGCUAUUGGUUCUGAAGGAAUUUGAUGGGCAUACUCCUUUGAAACAAGUAGAGUUUGUCUUAGAGAGUUUUUGGGUGAGACUGCAUAAUUUGCCAUUAUCCUGUAUGAUAGAAAGACGAGGUGAACAGAUAGGAUACACGGUGGGAAGGGUGGAGAAGGUAGAUGUGCAAGAAGAUGGGAGUGGGUGGGGGAGUUACUUGAGAGUCCAAAUCCACAUGGAUCUCACACAACCACUGGCUAGAGGUAGAACUCUGACAGUAAAAGGGAAAAAUAUAUGGGUUCCAUUUCGUUAUGAAAAAAUGGCUAGAAUAUGUUUUACUUGUAGGUGUAUUGAAUAUGGGACUUUUGGAUGUAAAGAAGGGGGAAUUUCAUAG